Molecule: messenger RNA, 1329 nt
Organism: Penicillium longicatenatum
Lineage: Eukaryota; Fungi; Ascomycota; Eurotiomycetes; Eurotiales; Aspergillaceae
Product: diacylglycerol/lipid kinase family protein
Exons: 1
Coding region: 1-1329 (442 amino acids)
Biological process (GO): sphingosine biosynthetic process
Cellular component (GO): membrane; intracellular membrane-bounded organelle; cytoplasm
Source: RefSeq, a predicted model, not a curated record
AUGGCCGCUUCGUUUGACUGGAACACCGCGAUAGACACAGUAGAGGUGACGGGAGACAUCUUGCACUGUACCUCUAACACCGGUGCCCAAGGGCAUAUUAAUGUCACCAAUAUCAUCGGAGUUGUGCCCUCCACCUCUUUGUCCGGAUACCAGGUGCUCUUCCUGGUGACUGGUGAAAAUGUCGAGGAGCUUGGAUACUUGGAAAACACAGCCAUCCCGUCCCUGCCCUCUGCACUAUCACCCUAUUUAGUGAAGCUUCCAGAUCAUCUACGACUCUCCGAGCCAGUGCAAGUCAUCAUAUCCACCCUGUCAGGGACGGGAUCGGCCCAAACAGUUUUCCGCGAUAUCUUAGAGCCCUUUCUCUCCCAUCUAGGUGUCAGUUAUCAGGCCCACGAAACGCAGUCCUCUCAGACAAUCAGCAAGCUGUCUCUAUCUCGGUUCUUAGAGCGCGCCUGCGCAGGAAUCCCUCAGACCAUUAUUCUCCUUUCAGGUGAUGGGGGUCUUGUUGAUAUUCUCGAUGUUUUCUAUCAAUCCAACCGACCCAUUCAAGUGCCCCCGCGUAUCGCUCUCAUCCCCUGUGGGACUGGCAAUGCCAUGGCGAGCUCCAUCGGACUACGAUCUGGUCCAGCCUCAAGCCUCGCGGCAUUGCUCAGAGGUGAACCAUCACCCGUGCCGAUCUUUGCGGCGACAUUAUCUCCUGGGAGUCAACUCGUUGUUGAUGAGGGGCGCCAGAGGCAACCUUUAAGUCCCGAGUCCGAUGUCUCCCACCAAACCGUCUAUGGUGCUGUCGUGGCAAGCUGGGGACUACAUGCAGCCCUGGUUGCCGACAGCGAUACCGUGGAAUAUCGCAAGUUUGGAUCGGAGAGGUUUAAGAUGGCAGCCAAAGAGCUUUUGUAUCCUUCGGACGGCGCCGAACCACAUCGAUUCCGAGGCAAGAUUACCUAUCUGACGGUAGAUGGCCAGAAAGAGACGAUUGAGAGUGAUGAGCAUAUGUAUGUUCUAGCUAGUCUCGUUCCUCGACUAGAGAAAGACUUCCUCAUCUCACCGGAAUCGGAGCCGUUGGGCGAACAAAUGCGGUUCUUACGAUUUGGCCCUCUACCAGCGGAAGAAGCAAUGCGCCUCAUGACCCUGGCUUACCAAGGGGGGCAGCAUGUGCAGGAGGCACCAGUCACUUAUGCCGCCGUUGAACAAGUACGAAUCGAGUUCCAGGAAGACUUGGAACGAUGGAGACGAGUGUGCAUUGACGGUAAAAUUGUCGUGGUAGAGAAAGGCGGGUGGUUAGAAUUGCGGAUGGAGCCCAGACGACUCCUGCAGAUCAUUAAACCGUGA